AUGGGAACUGACAGCCUCUCGUUCCUACAGAUAACGGGCAUCCAAAAGUUUUUCUCUGAUAUUCGGACGGCAUGUAGGGAGGCAGUGGCGGUGAACCAGGUACUUCAGAUGCUCGUCGAGGAGAUGAACUCUGGCGGCGAGCUGAUGACGAUGGAUCAGCUGAAGGCUGCCGCAGACUACGGGAAAGAUAUUCGGCCUCAGGCAGCAGGACUGGCAACAGGCUCCGGCGCCGCCCUCGCCAUUAAAGCCAGCGGCGUGUUUAAAAACGGCCCGAUUUGGAAACCUGCGGCGGUGGUUCUCCGUACGCUCAAAGAAUUCGAGACAGCAGUCAGACGCGAAGGGUUCUGCGCCACCAUGUUCUCCCAAGAUGUGCCUUGUGUAAAUGUAGAAUUCACAGGUCAAUGCGUGACUCACGUCGCGGUGCGGAUUGCUAUGGCCGACGGCGACUCGAAGCUAUCUAGGCAGUUGAGAUCAGCGUACAAGAAGGCAGCGCCGCCGGGAAGCACUACACUCGAGAAUCUGUAG
This is a messenger RNA of Neospora caninum, 525 nucleotides long. RefSeq lists its product as hypothetical. The record is from RefSeq and is a predicted model, not a curated record. The transcript has 6 exons. NCBI's taxonomy places the organism in Eukaryota, Apicomplexa, Conoidasida, Eucoccidiorida, Sarcocystidae. The coding region runs from base 1 to 525 and encodes 174 amino acids.